Messenger RNA from Diabrotica balteata, 980 nucleotides. The record is from the annotation of a GenBank genome assembly. Lineage: Eukaryota; Metazoa; Arthropoda; Insecta; Coleoptera; Chrysomelidae.
CUAAUAGCAACAAUGUUCACCACUAAAGUCGUCUUGCUCUUGGGCUUGGCCUUUUUCGUCUCAGCUGGAAAAGAUCUUGACACUGGCUACGAAAUUUUGAGAUGCGCCAACAAAGCAAUGAGAGUAGGAGUACCUGAAUUGGGAGUUCCACCACACGAUCCCUUCGUCGCUAUCAGAAACGUAUCAUGGACUGGAGACAUUGGUGUUGCAAGUACCCACAUUGACCUCAAUACCUUAAGAUGGUAUGGUCUUGCCGACUGGGAUAUCUCAGCCAAGCAAAUUAGUGCUGACACUGACUUCGAGGCUGUCUUUGACUACACCACAUAUUGGCCCGUUUUUACAAUCUCUGGAAACUACGCAGCUACAGUUAAAGAACUUUUCCUUACACAACACUACAAAGGAAACUUCAAAGUAACCAUGCAAAAACCAAAAUGGACUGGAAGAAUCAGUGCAGCUAAAAUCGCCACUGCCUUAAAACCUAACACCACUGUAGACAGUUUUACCGUCGACUGGCACGUUGCAGAUGUAAAAGCCAAAAUCACUGGAUUGGGACUAAUUGGAGACGCCACUGCCCUUGCUAUCCAAGAAGGUAUUGAAACUGCCCUCAAUACAGGUCUUAUCGGAAAUGCCGUUGGAGACUUCCUUAAAAUGAGAUUCAACACUGUCUGGUAUCCCACUGGCAAAGUCUGGCUUCUUAUGGACUGGUGCAAAGCCAACAGCGGCUCCACUCAGGUACCAUCGACAGCUGCACCAUCCACAGCUGCACCAUCGACAGCUGCACCAUCAACAGCUGCUCCAUCAACAGCUGCACCAUCAACAGCUGCACCGUCAACAGCUGCACCAUCAACAGCUGCACCAUCAACAGCUGCACCAUCAACAGCUGCACCAUCAACAGCUGCACCAUCUACAGCUGCACCCUCUUUUUAAUCAAAUAAUUAUUUAAAUAAUUAACUAGCAUAUAUUUUCCCCCCACUUUGUGG